This is a messenger RNA of Hypomesus transpacificus, 3146 nucleotides long. RefSeq names its product trichohyalin-like. NCBI's taxonomy places the organism in Eukaryota, Metazoa, Chordata, Actinopteri, Osmeriformes, Osmeridae. The transcript is spliced from 22 exons. Bases 91 to 2634 code for a protein of 847 amino acids. The record is from RefSeq and is a predicted model, not a curated record.
GCUCACGAACGAUUAGACAGCCAGACAGACCUGUUGAAAUCCAAAGACACACACCUACACCACAGCACAACCACAGCACAACUUCUGGAUAUGAAACACAAGCAGCUGUCAGAGGCGGUGAGUGCUCUUGAACAGGAGAAGGACGCAGCUGAGCUGUCCCGGUUUGAGGAAAGCCGGCGACGUGGAGAACUGCAAGACAAGGUCUUGCAGCUGGAGAUGGACAUGUUGAAAAUGAGGUCGACUCUAGAGAAAGGUGGCAACAUCCAGUCUGCCUCCAUCCAGAAAAAUCCUAGAUCUCUUAGCAGCACAUUACCGGUGACACAAGAAGACUUUUACAGACAGGGGAAGCAGAAAGCAGAAAAAGAGCUGAUCCGAUUGAAGGAGGCCCUGAGAGAGGCAGAGGAGAGGGCAGAGUUACUGGAGGCAGAGAGAGACCAGGCUAUCCAGCAACUCCACUCUUCAAAAGAGACUCAGCUAACAGUGUUGAGUCAAACUGAAGAGACAAAUCAAAGACUGAGUCACACCAUUCAGUCCCACAGCGAACUUCAAGACCAGCUGAGCGAGGCUCGUAGCAAGCUGGGUCAGGCUAGCCUGGAGAGAGACCUCCUGUCCACCAAGGUGCUGAGGAUGGAGGACAGUGUGGAGGACCUGAAGGCCAAGAUGUCUGGGGCACUGUCGGACAAAGAUCGACUGCUACAGGAGAAGGCAGACCUGCAUCAGAAGGCCCAGGGUCUGGAGCUGCAGCUGGAGAGGGCCCAGCGAGGAAGAGAAGGUUUCACUGACCAGGUGUGUGAGCUCCAUGACCAGUUGGCUGAGGCCAAGGCCAGCAUCUGCAAGCAGGGACAGGAGACCCUCUUGUUGACAGAAGAGCUGCACUCUGUUAGAGAGGUUAACGAGAAGCUCAAAGUUGAGCUUGAGAUGGUGAAACAGAAGCUUGAAACUGCUCUGAUACAGCAGCAUGAACUAGGGGCUGAGCGCGUGAUACACACCAAUCAGAUUGCAGCACUGGAGACCGAGCGCUCACAGCUGAUUGGAGAGAAGGAGGAGUUGCUUAAUACUCUUCAUCAGGAAGGGCAGGAAGAACUGGAUGAAGUGAGGAGGAGGUGUGACCAGCUCAGAGAAUUCCAGGAGGCCCUUGAGUCAGACAACCACACUCUGCGGGACCGCGGCCAGCACCUGGAGGCGGAGCUUCGGGAGAGGCAGCAGGAGCUGCAGGAGAAGGAGGCGGAGCGUCAGAGAAUGACGGCAGAGACAGCCCAGUCCACAGUGGAGCUGAGGGGUGUGGCCUCUCACUGGAGUGACAAAUGGCAGGAGGUUGCUUUGAGGUUGCAGUCCACACAGGGGGAGUUAGAGAGCCUCAAGCAGAACAACCCUGUGGAUGCGUUGCAAAAGGAGGCUUCUGAACUGACUGCAGAGGUUGAAAGGCUUAAGACAGAGAGCCAGAAAGACAGAGAUCAGAUCCAGAACCUUCUCCAGAACAGAGCUGAUUCGGAGGCCGAUCUGUCCAGAGUCAAGAAGGAGACGGCUUCUCUGCUGAGGCUGGAGUUGGAUGCCUGUAAACAGCAGUUAGAGCUGGAGGCAAACAGGAGCCAAAGCCUACUGCACACACUCAAAGGGAGAGGAAAAGGUAGGGAGACUGUGGACAGAGGAACAGAGAUGGAUGUACCACCAGAGACAGUGACACAGCCCGACACUCUGGACCAGAGGCCCUCGGGAACCAGUACCAGCCCAAAACAGGUCUCCCUGGAGGAGGUGGAUGGGGAGCUUGGCCUGGUGAAGGUAGAGCUGCAGAAGGUGUGGGACAUGCUGCGGGACAGAGACAGUGAGCUGGAGGAGCAACACCAGGAGCUUCAGUCAGCCAGAGGCCAGAUGAACCAGCAAAUUAGUGAAGUUCAGAGGCUGGAUCUGGAACUGACCGAGAGAGAGCAGGAACUUAGGGAAAAGGAGCAUAGCUUGAGGAGUCUGGAGAGACUGAGAGAUGCAGAGAGGACAGAGGCACAAAUUAAGAUCUCUGCUCUUGAGCUGAAGCUUGUUACACAGAAGGACCAGGCUGCAGAAGAAGGUCACAGCGCUGAGAACCAAGAGGACGUCCUCAACGCACUUCGGUCCCAGCUGGAAGAGAGCAGGAGGCAAGCCAGUCAGCUGGAGAAGGACAGAGACCAGGCGGUCCAGAGGCUGCAGACGCUGCGCCAACUUCACCAGAGUAAAGAAGGGAAGCCCCCUUUAGACAGGAAAAGGAAGGGUGAAAAAGAGGAGAAAACCGCUGCUCUGGAUAUUGUGGACCAGGAGAAACAGAGAAGACUGGUUACCGAGCAGCUAAAGACCCUGUUUAAAGAGCGCGAGCUGCAGGGGCAGACCUGUGACCUUUCGGCAGGAGAUCCGAGCGACGGGCGCACACAGCAGUCCACAGUCAUCAAGAAUGCAGUAGAAACUCUGCAAAGCCAGAGGAAGGAGGAGCAGCAGCAGGAGCCGCUGAGGGACAGGGGCCACCAGCAGGGGGCAGGACUGAGGCCGGAGCAGACGGAGCAGGAGCGGAGGGAGGAAGUGGACUGCCCAGACAGGAAGGAGGAAGAGCAGAAGGAGGUGGCUUGUCUGAGGGACCAGCUCCACAACAAAGCACAUAUGCCAAGCUAAGGUUCCAGCAGCAGAUCCAGGGCUUGCGUGCCGCAGCAGCCCAGCAUGCUGAGAGGAAAGCAGUGACCAGGGUGCCCAGACUUACAGACCCUACCCUGGAGGACCACCUGGGGGCUGGGACACCCCUCCUCUGUGGAGAUGGAAUUUAUCUGGCUCGACAGGUGGAGAUCUGUUCUAGUCCUGACGAGGAGGAGGAGUGGUAGAGGGGGGGCAAGUUACUUGUUGCAUCUCACAGUGGGAGAGCCCAGUGUGUGUGUGUGUGUGUGUGUGUGUGUGUGUGUGUGUGUGUGUGUGUGUGUGUGUGUGUGUGUGUGUGUGUGUGUGUGUGGGAGCAGGUACUGAUAACUGUGAUACUACUAUACUGUGACGACAGUACACACAGCCUCAACAUCGAACACCUUGGGCAAGCUUUGUGUGGAGGGUAAUGCUAUGCUUGCUGAUGAUUCCCAUCAUGGCACUUGAUUGUGGAGACAAAUCAGAGACUAAUCAAACAUUUUUCCAGACUAAUCCAU